AUGGGCAGAAGCUCUUGGCGCUAUGCGAUAUUCCAAUCGAGGUUAUGUUUAUGUAGGCAUAAAGGAGUCUCCAAGGACGGAGCAAAUAAGUCAGAAGCACCAGAUCCAGACCCAGUGCGCGACACCUCUGGAAAAUUGCUCAGCACGAAAAAUACAUACUACAUUUUGCCAGUCAACCCCUGGAGCGGUGGUGGACUUGAACUAACCAAAACCAAAAACAUGGCCUGUCCACUUGAUGUUGUCCAAACCGGGGAUGAUAACACUCGGCAUUCCCGUGGCAUUUUUUCCAGUAAAUCUCAAUAA
Molecule: messenger RNA, 303 nt
Organism: Fraxinus pennsylvanica
Lineage: Eukaryota; Viridiplantae; Streptophyta; Magnoliopsida; Lamiales; Oleaceae
Source: the annotation of a GenBank genome assembly